Molecule: messenger RNA, 834 nt
Organism: Melanaphis sacchari
Lineage: Eukaryota; Metazoa; Arthropoda; Insecta; Hemiptera; Aphididae
Product: zinc finger BED domain-containing protein 5-like
Exons: 1
Coding region: 1-834 (277 amino acids)
Source: RefSeq, a predicted model, not a curated record
AUGGGAAGUGACCACGUACAGCUUAUUUUGCACACUGAAAUUCGAUGGCUCUCACGUGGAAAAAUUCUUCAGCGUUUUUUUGAGCUAAGAGACGAAAUUCGAGUAAUUUUUCUCGAAACCAGGUUUGUAGGCUUGUUAACUGAUAUUUCUUGGCUGUCUCGGAUAGCUUACUUGGCUGAUGUGUUUGAAUACUUAAAUACACUAAAUUUGAGUUUACAAGGAAUUUAUAUUGACGUUUUUCACGUUGAGGAUAAGAUCGAAGCAACUAUAAAAAAGUUUGAAAUUUGGGCAAUACGUGUUGAAAAGAACUCUUUCAGUAACUUUCCGACAUUACAAUCUUUUUUGGAAUCUUCGCGUGAAUGUCUAUCACAGGAGGUAAAGAGUGAAAUAUCUGAACACUUGUUGAGCAUGGCCAAAAUAUUAAGAAAAUAUUUUCAUCAACCUGACCCAAAUAAUACGUGGAUAAGAAAUCCAUUUCACUGUGAUAUUGAAAAAAUAGAAAAUCUCUCUGAACAGGAACAAGAUGAAUUAAUUGAUUUGGUAACUAAUGGAGAGAUGAAAAAUAUUUUCGACGAUAAAAAACUAAUUGAUUUUUGGUUAAUUGUUCAAAAUGAUCAAAAGCAACUGGCUGAGAAACCUUUAAGACAUUUGAUCCCCUUUUGCACAACAUAUAGAUGUGAACAAGCUUUUUCUACCUACUGUUACAUGAAAAACAAAUAUCGUAAUAAGCUUAAUAUUGACGCUGAUUUAAGAGUUAAAAUAUCAAGCAUGCAGCCGGACUUAGACGAAAUUAUGAACAAAAAAGAAAGAUUUCACUUGUCUCAUAAAGUUUGA